GACUUGAGAGCAGGGGCGACUACUGUCAGGCGUUCGCUGACGAUGUUGUCCUUGUUUUCCACGGAAAUACAGCCCUAGAAAUUGAGAGGCAGGCCAAUGCAGCCCUCGCUUAUGUUCAGGAUUGGGGCGCCGACAACAAGCUCAGCUUUGGUCCAACGAAGACCAAAGCUAUGGUCAUGACUCGAAAGCUGAAGUAUGACGUCCCGAGACUGAGGAUGGGAGGGGUAGAGAUCGGCAUGUCCCAUGAUAUAAAAAUUUUGGGGCUGUACGUUGACAACAAGUUGACUUUUAACAAGCAUGUGUCAGAGGUAUGCAAGAAGGCUAUAAAAAUUUAUAAGCAAAUUUCUAGAGCUGCCAGAGUCAGUUGGGGCCUUCACCCGGAAAUCGUCCGCAUAAUAUAUACCGCGACCAUUGAACCAGUAAUUAUGUACGCCUCCAGCGUCUGGGCAACGGCGACUCAAAAGCUAGGGGUGCAAAAGCAACUUAACAACGUACAGAGAGGUUUUGCACAGAAAUUGACGAGAGCAUACAGAACAGUCUCUCUAAACUCCUCACUGAUACUGUCCGGACUACUCCCACUUGAUAUUCGAAUAAGGGAAGCAGCCGCACUUUACGAGGCCAAGAAGGGGGUGCCCCGGGCAGACUUGGGAGGGAGGGAAGUAGAGCGGGUCGUUGCACAUGGGAAGACUCCUCAUCCGGCGGAACAUAUGAAUCUGGAGUUCAUAUGUCUGACCAACCAGGAGCAGCUAGAUUGCCACAACCUGCAAUCAAUUAGAAUAUACACGGAUGGCAGUAAGAUUGACGGCAAGGUCGGGGCAGCGCUGUCACUAUGGAACAGCGAAGCCGAGACCAAAACCGUAAAAUUAAAACUGUCACCGUAUUGCACGGUUUAUCAGGCGGAACUCUUGGCCAUAUGUGAAGCCACCAGGAUAAUUCUGGAUCGCCGGGAGGGGAGUUUUGGCAUAUACAGCGACUCAAAAUCUGCAUUGGAGACGAUCUCAAAUAAUGACUCGAAGCACCACUUGGCAGUUCAGUCGCGGUCAAAUAUUAAAGCUAGUAUACUCCAGAACAAGGAGAUAUCCCUGUUUUGGAUAAAAGCGCACGCCGGACUGGAAGGCAACGAGAGAGCGGAUGCACUGGCGAAAGACGCUGCGAAGAAAAUGAAGACAAUACCAAACUACGACCAGUGCCCGGUCUCGUUCGUCAAGCGACAGAUCCGCAAGGAAUCGCUCGAGGAAUGGAACCGGAGAUACAUGGCAGGGGAAACUGCUGGUAUAACAAAAGUUUUCUUCCCAGAUGCAGUGAGAGCCUAUGAAAUAGUAAGGAAGAUAGAACCCACGGGAGUGCUAACCCAGGUCCUCACGGGGCACGGGGGAUUCUCCGAUUACUUGCACCGGUUCAAGUGCAAGGAGAAUCCGUCCUGUGCCUGUGAACCAGGCGUCAGGGAAACGAUAACGCACUUACUAUUUGAAUGCCCAAUAAAUUUGAAAGCCAAACACGAAACAGAACAAGCCCUGAAUCAUGGGGGCCCGCAGGAGCCAAUCGAAGCCGAUGUUCCACAACACCGGCCCGAGAACCGAUCCCUGCGGGACCCCAUUGAGCACCUUCCGCCGCUCUCGUUGCCCGCCACUCCCCGUCCAGGAUAUCCACCUAUCCUGGAGGUAUGA
Pararge aegeria (speckled wood butterfly) is the source of this 1667-nucleotide messenger RNA. RefSeq lists its product as uncharacterized. The record is from RefSeq and is a predicted model, not a curated record. The transcript has 2 exons. The annotation marks the transcript as partial. Lineage: Eukaryota; Metazoa; Arthropoda; Insecta; Lepidoptera; Nymphalidae. Gene Ontology annotation, biological process: DNA replication, removal of RNA primer. Gene Ontology annotation, molecular function: RNA-DNA hybrid ribonuclease activity; nucleic acid binding.